GCGCAUGUACUCAUAAGAACCGGCCUGGGGGAACAAAUUCGUGAGCAACCACGCCGACUACGUGAUUAUUUGAGAAGGAAAAAUAAAGGGCUGACCAACCAUGGCUGACGGUGAAGGAUACGUGGUGAGAGUGCGCGGCCUGCCGUGGUCCUGCGCCGUAGACGAGGUGUCACGGUUUUUCUCAGAUUGUAAAGUUGCAAACAAUGGGACAAGCAUCCACUUCACCUACACACGGGAGGGGCGGCCAAGCGGGGAGGCGUUUGUGGAGCUGGAGACCGAGGAAGACCUGAAGAUCGCAGUUAAGAAGGACAGAGAGACCCUGGGACAUAGAUAUGUGGAAGUCUUCAAGUCCAACAACGUGGAGAUGGACUGGGUGAUGAAGCACACAGGCCCCAACUGCCCAGAGACAGAGGGGGACGGCCUGGUUCGCCUGCGAGGCCUGCCCUUCGGCUGCAGCAAGGAGGAGAUCGUCCAGUUCUUCUCAGGGUUGGAAAUCGUGCCAAAUGGGAUAACAUUGCCGGUGGACUUCCAGGGGAGGAGUACGGGGGAGGCCUUCGUGCAGUUUUCUUCACAGGAUAUAGCUGAAAAGGCUCUAAAGAAACACAAGGAAAGAAUAGGGCACAGGUACAUAGAGAUAUUCAAGAGCAGCCGUGCAGAGGUCAGGACCAACUACGAGCCCCCCAGGAAGCCCAUGGGCAUGCAACGCCCGGGGCCCUACGACCGGCCCGGGGGCGGCGGGGGCCGCGGCUACAACGGCAUGGGGGGCCGCGGGGGCUCGUUCGAUCGUAUGCGCCGGGGCGGCUACGGAGGAGGUGAGAACGGGGGCUCUGAUCGCUAUGGCGACGGGGGCUCCAGCUUCCAGAGCACGACAGGCCACUGCGUUCACAUGAGGGGUCUGCCGUACCGUGCCACAGAGACUGACAUCUACAGCUUCUUCUCUCCUCUGAACCCGGUGCGUGUGCACAUUGAGGUGGGGCCGGACGGCAGGGUGACGGGGGAGGCAGAUGUGGAGUUUGCCACCCACGAGGACGCCGUGGCCGCCAUGUCUAAAGACAAGGCCAACAUGCAGCACCGCUACGUGGAGCUGUUCCUCAACUCGACAUCGGGAGGCAGCAACGGCGGCUACGGAGGUCAGAUGAUGGGGUCCAUGGGUAACCAGUCUUCGUACGGGGGUAGCCAGCAGAUGGGCGGGGGCUACUCUGGAGGCUACAGCAGCAGCUCCAGCAUGGGGGGCUACAACGAUUACAGUAACCAGAGCGGGAUGAGCAGCAGUUACUACGGCAACAGCAGAGGCUCUGUGGGCAUGAACGGCAGCAUGAGUAUGGGAGGGGGGUGGGGCAUGUAGGGGCAACAAAGGGGGGGCGCCACAGGGGCUAAACAACUUCUGUAAAGCAUUUUGGCUGGUGGGAGGGGGUAAGAUGUUCUGUUUGGAUAAGGUUACCAGUCUCAGUCUGUGGUUGGUCUGAGAGGAGAGGGGAGUGAUUAAGUUUCCUGACCUUUGACACUGGAGUCAGUGUGUUAUGUUGAUGUUACUUGUUUUGUUUUUGUUUGUCAAUCCAGUACAUUACAGGGAGCAGCAGGGGUUAUUUAUUAACCCCCCUCCCCCACUUCUGAACAGGUAGAAUUCAUGCACCUGAUUGACUGGAUGGGGAUUGGAGAAUAAGCCAGGGGUGCUUUUUGUAAAUAUCAUGUCAGUUUGUGAGACUCCUUCAGAGUCGGGGAACAUUUUCAGCUUCUUGUUUUCUUUUUCUUUUGCUCUGUAAGUUCUGUAUGCUUGGUAUGAAGAAGGGUUUUUAUAAUGUGAAAGAGCAUGUGAAAAAAGCAUUUUUUAAAUAAACGGAUGUUUUGGUUGACCGAC
This is a messenger RNA of Hypomesus transpacificus, 1858 nucleotides long. RefSeq names its product heterogeneous nuclear ribonucleoprotein H1, like (gene hnrnph1l). Bases 101 to 1345 code for a protein of 414 amino acids. Gene Ontology annotation, molecular function: RNA binding. The transcript has 11 exons. Gene Ontology annotation, biological process: regulation of RNA splicing. The record is from RefSeq and is a predicted model, not a curated record. Lineage: Eukaryota; Metazoa; Chordata; Actinopteri; Osmeriformes; Osmeridae. Gene Ontology annotation, cellular component: nucleoplasm; ribonucleoprotein complex.